Molecule: messenger RNA, 1944 nt
Organism: Trichoderma gamsii
Lineage: Eukaryota; Fungi; Ascomycota; Sordariomycetes; Hypocreales; Hypocreaceae
Exons: 1
Coding region: 1-1944 (647 amino acids)
Biological process (GO): tRNA processing
Molecular function (GO): ATP binding; ligase activity, forming carbon-nitrogen bonds
Source: RefSeq, a predicted model, not a curated record
AUGGCAUUUCUCUUCUCUUCUCUUCUCAAGAUUUACAAGGGCAUCAAAAUUGCCGACAAUCCUGCUGAGAGUGCCUUUGGCAUUGUUGUAGAUCACAAGCUACGAGAAGAGAGCUCCCAGGAAGCUUCUCGAGUAAUCCAGGAGCUGAAGAAAAUUGGACUCAAGUCCGUCAUCAAACCAUUGAAUUGGAGAGAGCAGAGAUGGCAGGGCAUCGAGCCCUCUGAUUUACCCAAUGUUGAGAGCCUUGCACGCACGAUGCGGUACCAAGCUCUGGGGUCUACUUGUAGAUACCUUCAGGUUCCGAGUCUCUUUUUCGCCCAUCAUCAGGACGACCAGUAUGAGACCGUUCUGAUGCGGCUGCUCGCGGGCCAUGGGUACAGAGGCUUGCAAGGCAUUCGUGAAGCCAACGCUAUUCCAGAGUGCUAUGAAUUGCAUCAUGUCUAUAAGAGUGGCCUGCUUGAUAACCAGAUGCAAAAAUUUCCCUUCCUAAGCUUCAAACCGCCAUCGCGUGAAAUGAAGCAGCUGCGGUUUAUUUUAAGGGACGACAAAAAGGCCGAAUCAUGGGAUCGGAUCAAGUCAUACCUCAACUUGGACGAUACGACUACACGUUUCCCUGGACAUCUUUCGCGGGGGUUUGAUCCUAGUGUACCAUACUUGACUCCUUUGCAGAGCGAGGACGGCGGUGUCAUGAUAUAUCGGCCGCUUUUGGAAUUUGACAAAGGGAGGCUCAUUGCAACCUGUGAAGCCAACGGCGUCCGUUGGUUCGAGGACCGCACCAACACAGACCCAACCCUCACAACCCGCAAUGCCAUUCGGAAUCUUACACGACAUCACACGCUGCCCAAGGCCCUGCAGAAGCCAUCUGUCUUGGCACUUGCCCAUCGGUCGAGGCUGAGGGCGCAGCUGGAAGAAGCUGAAGCCCACAGGCUACUGGUUCGCGAAAAGGUCAUCAAGGAUUUUGAUCCCAAUGCGGGUACCUUACUGAUUGAUGUGUCUACUCUUUGGAAGGAGAAGAUGCGUAAAACAAGGAGCCCGUUUGCUCAAACCAGAGAAGAAGCGCGCAAACAAGCACGCAAACGCUCUCGUCGACUGGUAGCUAGUAUAGCGAUCCGCAAGCUCAUUGCGUUCGUAACCCCAGAGCUCCAUCUGCCACCCCUAGCCAACCUGGAAGGUGCGGUAGACCGACUCCUCCCGCAGUUAUCAGAAACGUUCGAUCAAGUGUUGGUGACGGAGCCAAAGACUUUUUCAAUAGCGGGUGUACUUUUUGAGCCUGUGUUCGAAACGAAUGCUUUGAUGUGGCUCUUGUCCAGAGCACCGUAUUCUUCACGACAGCCUUUACCAGAGCGAAAACUCCCGGGUUACCUCAACUACAGAGGUGGUGUUCUAAGAUUGGACGCCGAUAGCGAUCAGCCAAGUCGGCACCGCCACUGGCGCGGGUGGAAAACAGCCAAAUUAUGGGACGGACGCUUCUGGAUACGGGUGAGCGCCUGCAUUGCAGCAAAAUUUCACGUGCUGCCGUUUCUUCCCUCCUCUGCGAAGCCGUUUCGAAUGGCCCUGCCUCCAAAAGAGCGUUCAAACUUUGAGAAAGUUCUCAAGCACUAUGCGCCGAGAAAAGUGCGAUAUUCGCUCCCUGCUCUUUACAGCGUGGAAGAGUCAAGCGACGGCGAGGAAUCCAAGCAGAUUAUGACACUGCUAGCACUGCCGACCUUGGGAAUCCACGUGCCAGGUCUCGAGAGAUGGGUCAAGUAUGAGGCAAGAUACAAGAAUGUUGACAUGACUUUGCUCGGAUCCGUCAAGAAAAAUCAAAGAAGUAAAGCGUCGCUAUUGAAACGUACCCAGCCAUUGGCCAAGAGACAGAGCACGGCACUGCAGAGUCAAAGAAUACGGGGAGGUGGGCAAGCCAGAAAAUCCCAUGGUGUAAAAGACGAUUUAACGAGCCUAUGA